Zonotrichia leucophrys gambelii is the source of this 759-nucleotide messenger RNA. RefSeq names its product mediator complex subunit 11 (gene MED11). Lineage: Eukaryota; Metazoa; Chordata; Aves; Passeriformes; Passerellidae. Gene Ontology annotation, molecular function: transcription coregulator activity. Gene Ontology annotation, biological process: regulation of transcription by RNA polymerase II. The coding region runs from base 325 to 678 and encodes 117 amino acids. Gene Ontology annotation, cellular component: mediator complex. The transcript has 3 exons. The record is from RefSeq and is a predicted model, not a curated record.
GGAGCUGAGUCUGAGGGGCAUCGAGGACGCCGCGGGGGCUUUGUGGUGGACAAACCCUUGUGAGGGAGCUGGGAGUGAUUUUGAGGCGAUUCCGGGCGGUUUUGGAGCGGAUUUUGGGCAGUUUUGUGACGGUAAAAAACUUUGGAGGACCCAAAACCACCGAGAGAAGGCGGAGCGGCCGCCUGAGGGAGCGGCGCCACCACUGAGUUCCGCCCAGAGCGUCUCCUGGCGGCGCGCUUCCUGUCACGUGAUCGGAACCCCGCGCUGCCAUUGGUGAAGGGAACCGGAACAGGAGCGGGAGGAGGCGGAAGCGGCGCGGGCGGCAUGGCGGGGUUCGGGGUGGCCAACGAGCGGCUGCGGGCGCUGGAGGAGCUGGAGCGCGAAAUCGGCGCCUCCCUGCAGAGCGCAGGGUUGGUGAUUUUGGAGCUGUCCAAGGAGAAGCCCCAGGAGCGACACCUGGACCGCCAGGCCGCUCAGUUCGGCGCCGCCGUGGCCAAGGUGGAGGCCGAGCUGUCGGCCCAGAUCCGUUACCUGACACAGGUGGCCACGGGGCAGCCCCACGAGGGCUCGAGCUACGCCGCGCGCAAGAGCUGCCAGCUGGCCCUGAACCGCCUGGACUACGCCCGGCGCCGCCUGGCCGAGCUGGCGCGGGCCUGCGAGCUGAUGCUGGAGCAGUGACGCACCUGGGCACACACCUGGGCACACCUGGGCACAGCUGGCACAGCUGGAGACAGCGUGGGAUGGAGCUGGAGCAGCCUC